Falco peregrinus (peregrine falcon) is the source of this 2443-nucleotide messenger RNA. RefSeq names its product synaptotagmin like 4 (gene SYTL4). Gene Ontology annotation, molecular function: phospholipid binding; neurexin family protein binding; small GTPase binding. Gene Ontology annotation, cellular component: plasma membrane; exocytic vesicle. Gene Ontology annotation, biological process: exocytosis; intracellular protein transport. Lineage: Eukaryota; Metazoa; Chordata; Aves; Falconiformes; Falconidae. Bases 214 to 2292 code for a protein of 692 amino acids. The record is from RefSeq and is a predicted model, not a curated record. The transcript has 17 exons.
GGGGCCGGGGGCUCCGGGCACGGCCGGGGCCGCUUAGCGGGGCGGGUCCCGGGUCCUGGGUCCCGCCUCCCGCCCGGGCCGUCCCGUCGGUGGCGCAGGUGCGGCGCCUUUAAGGAGGCGGCCCCGCCUCCCCGCUACUGCCGGGAGGUGCUGCCGGAGCCGUGGCAGGUACCGGGCACGGACGCGCCCGGCUACUUGUGGCCAGGGCGAACGAUGCCGGGCGGAGCGAUGUCGGAGGCCGUGGAUCUGUCCUUCCUCUCGGACGCGGAGAGGGAUCUGAUCCUGCAGGUCCUGCAGCGCGACGAGGAGCUCCGCAAAGCAGAGGAGCGGAGGAUCAGGCGCCUGAAGAACGAGCUGCUGGAGAUCCGGCGCAAGGGGGCCAAGCGGGGCAGCCAGCGCUACAGCGAGCGGACCUGUGCCCGCUGCCAGCAGAGCCUGGGCCGCGUCAGCCCCAAGGCCAACACCUGCCGGGGCUGCAACCACUUGGUGUGCCAAGACUGCCGUUCCUACAGCCUCAACAGCUCCUGGCGCUGCAAAGUCUGCACCAAGGAGGCCGAGCUGAAGAAGACGACGGGUGACUGGUUCUAUGACCAGAGGGUCAACCGCUUCGCCAACCGGCUGGGCAGUGACAUGGUGCGGCUGUCCCUGCGGCACAGGUCGGCAGCCAGCAAAAGAGAGACCGUGGGACAAACCCUUCUCCAGAAAGCCCAGCUCAAUGAGCCCAAAAGCUCCCCCACAGCCCAGCAGCAAAGCCCCCCGGCACCCCAGAAGGGGCCCAGUUUGUUCCCGGAUGCUUCAGACCCUCGGGAUGGCAAAAGCGACACAGAAUCCAUGGAAAACAUGAGCCUGGAUGGCUACAGACCUAGUCCUGGUGGUGGGGGCAGAAGUAACUCCUUGGAGAGAGCUGCCCCUCUCAGAGAUGGAAAACAGGCGGCUGCACCAGCAGGACCUGCUGCCUCCAGCCUGACCCUCCCUCUCCGCUCCAAAAACGCAUUCUCCGACAGACGGGGUGCUGCCGUGGGGAGCUGCAGCAGUGCCUUGGUGGACGAGCACGAAACGAUAUUCAAGAAGAAUCCCCGGCGGGUGGUGAGGCCUGCGGACUACACCAAGUCGGUGAUCGACCUGCGCCCAGAAGAUUUUGUGGGGGAAGGCAGCUCUUUGGGGGACCGGAGCAAGUCGGUCCCUGGCCUCAACACAGAGCUGGAGGAGGAAGAGGAGGAUAUUGAUAAUCUGGUGGAGAUCCAUCGCCAGAGGGUGGCCCGCGGCAGCAUGCGCAGUGGCACCUCCUUGAGCACACUGGGGAGCAUGGUCAGCAUUUACAGCGAGGCUGGUGACUUCGGCAACGUCGCGGUCACCGGGGGAAUCUCCUUUUCCCUGAGCUACGAGCAGAAGACACAGACCUUGUUCAUUCAUGUGAAGGAGUGUCGUCAGCUGGCCUAUGGGGACGAGGGCAAGAAGCGCUCCAACCCGUACGUGAAGACCUACCUCCUGCCUGACAAAUCCCGGCAAGGGAAACGCAAGACGACCAUCAAACGCAACACCAUCAACCCCCUGUACAAUGAGCUGCUGAAGUAUGAGAUUAACAAGUCCCUCCUGCUUGCGAGGACACUGCAGUUCUCAGUCUGGCACCACGAUCGCUUUGGCCGCAACACGUUCCUGGGGGAGGUGGAAGUCCCACUGGACACCUGGAACUUCGAGAACCACCUGGAGGAGUUUCUGCCCCUGCAUGGCAAGAUCGGGGCAGAUGCUGCUGGUCUCCACCAGUACAAGGGGGAGCUGGUUGUCUCCAUGAAGUACAUCCCAUCUUCCAAACACCCUGGGGCCGGCAAAGGCAGGAAGGGCAAAACAGGGGAAGGUGGUGAGCUCCAGGUCUGGAUCAAAGAAGCCAAGAACCUCACAGCUGCCAAAUCUGGGGGGACCUCAGACAGCUUUGUCAAGGGCUACCUCCUGCCACACAAAACCAAAGCCUCCAAGAGGAAGACGCCUGUGGUGAAGAAGACCCUGAACCCUCAUUACAACCACACCUUUGUCUACAACGGCAUCAACCCCGAGGACCUGCAGCACAUCUGCCUGGAGCUGACGGUCUGGGACAGGGAGCCACUGUCCAGCAAUGACUUUCUCGGGGGUGUCCGUCUGGGGGUGGGCAAUGGCAUGAGCAACGGGCAGGCUGUGGACUGGAUGGACUCCACGGGUGAAGAGCUGAAUCUGUGGCAGAAGAUGUGCCAGUACCCAGGCUCGUGGGCAGAGGGGACGCUCCAGCUCCGCUCCACCAUGGCCAAGCUGAGGCCAUAGGCUGUGGCACUGGGACUUGGCUGGGGGCUGGCACUGCUGCUUCUGGGCCAUCCUCGCUGCACGGCCUGGCAGGGCUGCCCUGUGUGGGCUGGCUUUUUGUUGGGUGGUUGUGGUUUUUUUCCUUUAAUAAACAUGACCCUCUCUAAACAGG